Molecule: messenger RNA, 1646 nt
Organism: Lycium ferocissimum
Lineage: Eukaryota; Viridiplantae; Streptophyta; Magnoliopsida; Solanales; Solanaceae
Product: MAPK kinase substrate protein At1g80180-like
Exons: 1
Coding region: 1328-1645 (105 amino acids)
Source: RefSeq, a predicted model, not a curated record
UCUCCUGCAUUAAGAAUAAUGUAAAUAAUAUAGAUUGAACAUACAUUAACAGUGUAAAAAUGUUUUUAUACUAUUGGUGUAAUUUAAUUUUGUACAAAGUUACCUAGAUGAUGUUUGGUUAUAAGGACUUUGUUACUUACCUAGACAUUUCGUAUACGCCCAAAGUACUCUAUCUAUCCAUCUCAAAUUAUCUGUAGCUUUUUUGCUUUACACGUUCCUUAAGAAAUAUUAAUUAGGAGGGGUAUUUGACUAAUUAUAUCCUUAGUUAUGUCUAAGUUAUAACGUCUCUCCAUUAAAUGUUUACUCUAUUAAUGUGUCAUCUCCAUUUACGACAAAAUUCGAUAAGGAUAAAAUGAGGAAAAAAAUAAUUAAUUGUGACUUGAACUUCGAAAAUGACAAAUAGUUUGAGACAACUAUUUUCAGUAACCACGACAAAUAAUUUGAGACUGAGGGAGUACUUAUAAGACAAAAUCAAUCAUCAGUCAUCAACCACAAGUUGGUCAUCCCAACUUAUGAACUUUCAAAUUUCAAUGUAUGAACACUUUUGGUUCGAGUUUUGAUCAAGUAUUUUACCACUGUAUUUUAUACUUAAUAUCUUUUCUAAUUCUCAAAGUACUUUUUUUCAAAGUAGAACUCCUAACUCUUCUUCAUUCUAUUUUCGUCGUUCGUUAUUCUCUUUGUUCAUAUACUUUUUAAAUAGUUUUUCUAAAUAACUUUAAGGACACAUUAGUUAUUUUAGUAGAGAAGUUGUUUAUCAUUAUUUCAAUUGUAACACCUAACUAUUUAUUUACGAAUUAAUUUCAAAUAAGAAUUACUUUUCAACAAUUAAUUGACAGAGUUGUCCCGGUAACCAGUGGUAAGAGGACAAGCCGUAUGCCAUACUUGAUUUUCCUUUACCUCCCUUAAAUAUAAAUUCCUCCUGUCUUUGUAUAAAUCUGUCGCCUUCAUUUGAUGCAUGUGGAAAAAGUUUAAGCACAAGGGGCUCCAUACUUGAUUCAGAGUGCUGAUCCCAAGAAAGAUCUUUAGAGAUAGGAGUAUUAUAAAUAGGAAAUAAUCCCUGUAGGUUUAGGAAACCCAUUGUUCAAAUAGAAUUGGAAAAGGAAAACAUAUUGUCCUUGUAGGAUUGGAAAAACCUUUCUCUUAUAGGUUUGGAACUAGUACUUGAAGAUCUAUCAUCUAUAUAUAGGGGCUGUAGUUGGGAUUCAUUAUAUUGUACACUUCAUUCUCUUUCAUUGUGGAAAACUCUCUGCUUCUGCCCAGAGGAUUAGGCUUAGCUGAACCUCAUUAAAUUCUUGUGUCAUUUAUUUUCACAACACAUCAGUUCUUGAUGGCUGGGUUGCAAAGAUCGGCUGUUUCAUUCCGCAGGCAAGGUUCAUCUGGACUAAUAUGGGACGACAAAUACUUGUCAGGUCAGCUUGUUAAACAUAAAGAAGAAACUAACAAAGAACUAGAAUGGCAACCCAAAAAGGAUAUGCUGCUGGUGAAGGCUUCAUCAAGGGCCGUUGGAUCAACGGAGAGGAGCCGAUCCAAUGGUGGGGCGGUAGAGCCACCAUCUCCUAAGGUAUCUGCAUGUGGACUGUGUAGUGCAUUUGGCAAAAAGGAUAAGUCCCGACGUGGACAUCAGUAUGGUAAGAGUGCUUUGUGAG